AUGUCUGGUAUCUUGGCCGUCUACGCCCUCGUCAUAUCCGUCCUCAUCGCUAGCGACAUCAAGCCGCCGCCGGACAAUACAUACUCGCUGUAUGCUGGAUUCAUGCACAUGGCCGCCGGUCUGUCAGUCGGGUUAUCUGGCCUGGCUGCGGGCUACGCGAUUGGAAUCGUGGGAGACGCCGGUGUACGCUCUUUCAUGCGCCAGUCGAGAAUCUUCGUCGGCAUGGUCCUCAUCCUCAUUUUCGCCGAAGUUCUGGGUCUUUACGGACUCAUUGUCGCCCUCAUCCUCAACACCCGAGCAAGUGGCUGA
This is a messenger RNA of Alternaria hordeiaustralica, 309 nucleotides long. RefSeq names its product v-type proton ATPase 16 kDa proteolipid subunit 2 (gene VMA11). Gene Ontology annotation, cellular component: proton-transporting V-type ATPase, V0 domain. Bases 1 to 309 code for a protein of 102 amino acids. Gene Ontology annotation, molecular function: proton-transporting ATPase activity, rotational mechanism. The transcript is spliced from 3 exons. NCBI's taxonomy places the organism in Eukaryota, Fungi, Ascomycota, Dothideomycetes, Pleosporales, Pleosporaceae. The record is from RefSeq and is a predicted model, not a curated record. Gene Ontology annotation, biological process: proton transmembrane transport.